Molecule: messenger RNA, 1393 nt
Organism: Amborella trichopoda
Lineage: Eukaryota; Viridiplantae; Streptophyta; Magnoliopsida; Amborellales; Amborellaceae
Source: RefSeq, a predicted model, not a curated record
UUAGGACCCAUAUAUAAUUCCCACACCUCUUUCUCCCACUUCCUUUCAUCCAUGGAGUUCUUCAAAUACAUGCUGGCCUUUACUCUCAUGGUCAUCUCCUCUCUCAUGGUCACUCUCUCUCACACCCAAGCACCAGACUCAAAGAAGCAGCGCUGCCCUCAAAAACAGUCAUCGUGGGAUGCUGUGAAGAAGCUUCUGACCUGUAAGCACAUAGAGAAGGGGAAGGUCCAUGAUCCAGCAGCUAGGCUCUUGGCACCCUCGCGAAAUGGUUACACAAAGCUCAGCUCGUGCGGUGCACUGUGCACCUCCGUCGUGGUUCCUACGAGCAAGGGGAGCGGAAAGAGGAGGGUGCAUGAGGCACGACAGUGCAGUAGCCUCGGUUCUGAGGAAGCUUUGUUACAGAAUCAUGAUCGGCAGAGGUCGGCGAGGGGAGUGCAAUUGAGGAGGCUGUCUGGUUGCUACGAGUGUCGCACGGUGUCAGAGCCAGGGCGGUACUUGUUGCCGAGGGCCACCAUAUGUGCAUGCGAUGAAUGCGGUGAGGUGUUCAUCAAAGCUGAGAGCCUUGAGCUUCACAAGGCAAUUAAGCAUGCAGUAUCAGAGCUCGGCCCCGAAGAUUCCGGCCGCCACAUUGUGGAGAUAAUCUUUCAGUCUUCUUGGCUGAAAAACGAUGCCCCUCUUUGUGUCAUCGACCGUAUCCUUAAAAUUCACAACACCCCAAUGACCGUCGCUACCUUUGAGGCCCACCGUGAUUCUGUCAAGCUCCGGGCUGCCCGAAACGCCAAGCGCCACCCGCGCUGUGCUGCUGACGGCAAUGAGCUACUUCGCUUCCACUGCACCACCAUCGGCUGUUCCCUUGGCUCGAAGGGUGCCACCUCCCUUUGCAGUGUUUCCUCUGGAUGCUGCAGAGUUUGUGGUAUAAUAAGGGAUGGUUUCUAUGAAAAAGGUAUUUGCACCACCGCGGGAAGUGGACGCGCGCAUGAUUCAUUGGUGGUUGGAGGGCGGAGGGCAAUGCUAGUUUGCAGGGUGAUCGCUGGGAGGGUGAGGAGAGGCGCUGCCGACGGGGUAAUGGAAGACUACGACUCGGUGGCUGCAGGGGGGUAUGACUCGGUGGCAGGGGCAGGAGGAGGCGUGGAGGAGCUGUUUGUGUUGAACCCCAAGGCCAUUCUUCCAUGUUUUGUGGUGGUUUACAGAACCUAGACUGAGAAACACCACUCUAUCUCUCUCUCAUGCAACCAUGUAUUAUAAAUAUUUUCCAUUUUUGAUGGGCUCAAGCCUACAAUCUCAAGCUUGAAACAUCAGAGUGCUUUCCAUCAGAGCCAUGUGCUUCAACAUAAUAACUAAUGUAUCAUUAUUUUGUAAAUCAGAAUUUUUGUAGCUGCCUCUUUUUGGAGAA